Cyphomyrmex costatus is the source of this 2475-nucleotide messenger RNA. RefSeq names its product tripartite motif-containing protein brain tumor (gene brat). Bases 1 to 2475 code for a protein of 824 amino acids. Gene Ontology annotation, molecular function: mRNA 3'-UTR binding; zinc ion binding; protein binding. The record is from RefSeq and is a predicted model, not a curated record. NCBI's taxonomy places the organism in Eukaryota, Metazoa, Arthropoda, Insecta, Hymenoptera, Formicidae. The transcript has 2 exons.
AUGGCCUCGCCGACACCCUCAUUGGAAUCGCGCGCAAAUUCCCUCGGGUCCCCGGUCUCGCUGUCCCCAGUAACGGUGAGCGGCAGCUCGCCGCCUGCUAGCGAUUCGGCGAUCUGCGACGUCGACAGCUGCGACUUGUGCCUCGACGCACCAAAGUCGGGCGAAGAUCCGUGCCCGCGCUGCCGGCUGGGAAGCACCGGUGGCACCAGUCGCAUCCGUUGCACCGGCUGUAAAUCCACUGAAGCUGGCGCUGUAGCGCGUUGUUACGAUUGUGAUCAGUUUCUCUGUCCAAAUUGCGUGAUGGCACAUCAAUACAUGCUCUGCUUCGAAGGCCACCGAUUAUUGAACUUGGCCGACUCCAAGCUGGAGACCGUCGGAGGCGGUGGCGGCAGCGGUGAAUUGCCUAAAAACGCCUGUAACGGCAGCAGCGGUGGCGGUGGUGGUGGCAAUAGUCUGGUUAUCAACGGCACCGGAAACAGCAACAAUGGUGGCAAUGCCGAGAAAGUACACUUCUGUUUGCGACAUAAGCAGGAGAUAAUCAAAUAUUUCUGCCGAAGCUGCAAUGUGCUAAUUUGCAAAGAGUGCACGCUGACGGACCAUACGGCGCCGCUACAUGAUUGUGCCCACGUCACGGAAGUAGGCUCGCAACAACUGGAGGCAUUGUCGCGGAUCAUCCAGGAGUGCCGCUCGAAGGCGGCGGACACGCGUGCAGCGGUCAAAGCAACGGACCAUAACGCCGCAAUACUACAGGUGCAGUAUCACAAAGCGCAAAAUGAGAUCAACGAUACCUUCCAGUUCUAUCGAUCGAUGCUGGAUGAGCGCAAGCAAGAGCUGCUGAAGGAACUCGACUCGGUGUUCUCGACGAAGCAAAUUUCCUUGAAUGUGCUCUCCCAGCGAGCCAAUGAGACGGCGGAUAAAAUGAUGCAGACUUGCGACUUCGUUGAACGUGUAACCAAAGUCACCACCACCACCGAUUUCCUUAUGGUCAGGAAGAUCCUCGAGGCCAAGCUCCAGUCACUGCUCAAUUGCACUUCAAAUACAGACAUAGCCAAUCAGACAGCGGACCUCGAGUUUGUCAGCAAUUAUCAAGCGAUACAAGUGGGAGUGAGAAAUACCUUCGGUUACGUUCGGAGUAAUAGUAACAGUGAAAAUAACGCAAUCGGCAAACAACCACCUAUCGCACGACCUACUGCUCUGUCGAGCAACGGCAUUGGUAGCAGUAGCAGCAGCAACAUUAGCAACGGACCCGGAAGUGGCGUUAGUUCUCUGGGCAGUCUUCUCCUAGAUCGGGGUUACAGUAACGGCCUGAUCUCCUCCAGUAUGAAUUGUGGCUCGUCGUCUUCACCUUCCUCGAUCGACACUGUCAGCAGUGUGAUCUCAAAACGUUUCAGCUCGGCCAAUAGUCUCGGCCCGUUCUCCACGACGAUCAGCGACGUGAAUCUAAACGGCAUGAAUGCCAAUCCGUACGAGAAAUGGAGCAACGGCGGUAGUGACACUUACCCGGUCGUGACGACGAACGACCAUUUCGCGAUGCCGUCGGUAGCUGUAGCGACGAACGCCGCACCGGGCGAUUCCGUCCUUGACUUGACUUCGAAACUGAUGUCCGCCACCGCGAUAUUCCCGCCCAAGUCACAAAUCAAACGACAGAAAAUGAUCUACCAUUGUAAGUUUGGUGAGUUUGGUGUGAUGGAGGGUCAGUUCACCGAACCGUCAGGCGUCGCGGUAAACGCGCAGAACGAUAUCAUCGUUGCCGACACGAAUAAUCAUCGCAUUCAGAUCUUCGACAAGGAAGGCAGGUUCAAGUUUCAGUUUGGCGAGUGCGGCAAACGCGACGGCCAAUUGCUCUAUCCAAAUCGCGUCGCCGUCGUGAAGACGUCUGGUGACAUUAUCGUUACGGAACGUUCGCCGACUCAUCAGAUACAGAUUUACAAUCAAUACGGUCAAUUUGUACGCAAAUUCGGCGCAAACAUCCUCCAACAUCCACGUGGCGUCACCGUCGAUUCAAAAGGACGGAUCGUCGUUGUAGAAUGCAAAGUGAUGCGCGUCAUCAUUUUUGAUCAGACUGGCGGCGUUCUACAGAAAUUCGGUUGUUCGAAGCAUCUCGAAUUCCCGAACGGCGUGGUGGUGAACGAUAAACAGGAGAUCUUCAUCAGCGACAAUCGCGCCCAUUGUGUUAAGGUUUUUAACUAUGAGGGCUCUUACUUACGACAAAUCGGCGGUGAGGGUAUCACCAACUAUCCAAUCGGCGUGGGCAUCAAUACGCACGGCGAGAUACUAAUAGCGGACAAUCAUAAUAAUUUCAAUCUGACUAUCUUUACGCAGGAUGGUCAGUUGGUCUCGGCCCUUGAGAGCAAGGUGAAGCACGCGCAAUGUUUCGACGUGGCGCUAAUGGACGAUGGUUCGGUCGUACUGGCCAGUAAGGAUUACCGGCUUUACAUAUACCGCUACGUACAGGUACCGCCGAUCGGCAUGUAG